UGAAGCACUUGCAUUGAUAACCUGCAGCUCAGAGUCACUCAGUCUCACUUUGUGGCCAUCCCCCUCGCCUGGAACUCCCUUCGCCCUGCUCUGUCUCCUUUCUUGCUUCUCACUCUAGGACUGUCUGCGGACACGCUCAGACUCCCGCGUUUACUUGUCACCCCUCGGACGCUGUCACCAUGACACCAACCCCGCCGUUGUUCCUGCUGCUGCUCAGCCUCAUAGGGGCUCAGGCCACCGUGGACGUCCGCACGGCCGCUGCCAUGGCGGCAGGUUUGUGCAAAACUCGUCCCACAGACAUUGUGUUCAUCAUCGACAGCAGUCGGAGCGUUCGCCCUUCUGAGUUUGAGCAGGUCAAGGUCUUCCUGGCUAAGGUCAUCGAGGGGCUGGAUAUUGGACCCAACGCCACCCGUGUGGGAGUUGUCAACUACGCCAGCCGUGUCAAGAAUGAGGUGUCUCUGAAGACAUACCGCACCAAAGCCGGGCUAAUUAAGGCUGUGACCAAGAUCGAACCCCUGUCCACUGGAACAAUGACUGGUCUGGCAAUCCAGUUUGCCCUGAAUGUGGCCUUCAGUGAGGGCGAGGGCGCUCGUGUCAAAUCUCCUGAUAUCAGCAAGGUUGCCAUUAUUGUGACAGACGGGCGUCCCCAGGAUAACGUGAAAGAUGUGGCUCAACGUGCACGGGAUGCCGGUAUUGAGAUUUUCGCCAUCGGUGUGGGACGUGUGGACAUGAGCACUCUGAAGCAGAUGGCCAGUGAUUCUCUGGAUGACCACGUGGACUACGUGGAGAGCUACAGCGUCAUCGAGAAGCUCACCAAGAAGUUCAAGGAGGCCUUCUGUGUGUCGGACCUGUGUGCCACCGGGGAUCAUGACUGUGAGCAGGUAUGCAUCAGCUCCCCUGGAUCAUUCAAGUGUGCCUGCAAAGAUGGCUUUACCCUCAUGGACAAUGGUCGCAGCUGCAGUGCUUGCAGCAACUCUGCGACAGAUGUAGUGUUCCUGAUCGACGGCUCUAAGAGCGUGCGUCCUGAGAACUUUGAGCUGGUCAAGAAGUGGAUCAACCAGAUCAUCGACAAACUGGAUGUUUCUGAGAGCAAGGCUCACGUUGGACUGGUUCAGUACUCCAGCUCAGUCAAACAGGAGUUCCCCCUGGGCCGCUACAACAACAAGAAAGACCUGAAGGACGCUGUGAAGAAGAUGGCCUACAUGGAGAGGGGAACCAUGACAGGCCAGGCUCUCCACUAUCUGACAGACAACAGCUUCAGCGCCGGGCAGGGCGCCCGGCCUGGAGUAGCCAAGGUGGGCAUUGUCUUCACCGACGGACGCAGCCAGGACUACAUUGGAGAUGCCGCCAAGAAGACCAAGGAGCACGGUUUCAAGAUGUACGCUGUUGGAGUGGGCAAUGCAGUGGAGGAUGAGCUGAAAGAAAUUGCCUCUGAGCCCACUGGAGAGCACUACUUUUACACUGCUGACUUCAAGGCUAUGACCCAGAUCGCCAAGAAGCUGCAGAUUAACAUCUGUCAAGAGGAGGACCCCUGCGAAUGCGACUCCCUCGUGAAGUUCCAAAAGAAAGUAGAAGAGGCCCUACAGGCACUAACAAAAAAAUUAGACAGUAUGUCGAAGAGGAUCGCCUUGCUGGAGAACAAGAUCGUCUGAGGACUCACAUCCCACUCUUUCAUAUACAUCCACACACACACCCACGUACACAAACACAAACUAAUUUUACUUCCUGUAAAAUACUAAGGAGGAACCCGUGUGUGUGAACCCUGACCUCUGCUUGUAUCCUGAGCUCUGCCCCCUCCUCUCUCGGUCUUACCUCUUCCACCCGUGGGUCUCCUGGGACACGAAGCGCCGGUUGCCAUGGGGACCAUGCCUUUGGGUGUGCUCUGAAGGUCAUCUUCUAUAGACAGCCUGUGUGUUUGUUAAUAAAAGUCUUCCCUCAUAGGGAAAUGGUGACGGUA
Messenger RNA from Perca fluviatilis (European perch), 1957 nucleotides. It is a transcript of the gene matn1, whose product is annotated as matrilin 1. The transcript has 10 exons. Gene Ontology annotation, molecular function: calcium ion binding. The record is from RefSeq and is a predicted model, not a curated record. NCBI's taxonomy places the organism in Eukaryota, Metazoa, Chordata, Actinopteri, Perciformes, Percidae. Bases 180 to 1652 code for a protein of 490 amino acids.